AUGAAGCGGUUGCAUUCGAUCACCGACUUCCCAUCGUAUCGGAGCGGGAGGAGGAGCUUCAACGUCUCCUUAUCAGGGACGGCAGCGGGAGAGGACAUUAUCGGCGAUGAGGGGGACGAAGGACUGCCCGCGGACGAAGGCGACUGUUGUGACUGUCCGCCGGGCGGACUUCUCGAGGAACGAGUGCUUGAGCGGCCUCGCGGCGGCGACGGCGGUGAAAAUGCGGCGGAGUGUCGCGGGGCUCGGUCUUGGGAGGCCUUUCCAGCCGCGGCCCCAGGGAGGGCUGGGGGAUCGCUUGAGGGGUCGCUGAAGGCUGUGCGACUGCCUCAGUUCCUCGAGGGAGAUGGGGAUCUCCUCGCGCUUGACCUGUACUGGCGACAGGUUGGGGGAUGCGGAUCUCGAGGUGCCAGCGUACCGGAGUGCCGGGCCGCUGGGGUGUUGGACUCGUCGGAUUGGUACGAAGUGCCCUUCGUCAACAGUGAUGGACCGUGGAGUGCGAUUAGGGCACGGUUGCCGAUCACAGAUGAAGAAAGGAGGUCUGUCUCCGCUGCUCUUUGGGUCGUCACGAGAGACGUCGACCUGAUCCUGGGUGUCGAAGGCGUGCUCAAGUCGAGAGCAGUCGAAGAAUUCGUCAGCCACGUUGAUGGGGGGAGGAAGGGGAGUAUGCAGCAGGAACCUAAGCCACGCCUAUGGGAGUUUCGACCUAAUGUCGCGACUUGGGGUCGAGCGACAGGAGAAAACCUAAAAGCUGGGGGCGUUCGACUGGUUCUUACCGAAGCGAUGGGCAGGCUGUGCGCGUUGGUCCGUGCGCAGCUGGUCCGUGCACAGCAUGCCGACGCGGCCCCGGGGGCCGUAGAUAGCGACGCGUCCAUAUCAGGCAAGUAG
Messenger RNA from Postia placenta MAD-698-R-SB12, 885 nucleotides. RefSeq lists its product as hypothetical. The coding region runs from base 1 to 885 and encodes 294 amino acids. NCBI's taxonomy places the organism in Eukaryota, Fungi, Basidiomycota, Agaricomycetes, Polyporales, Adustoporiaceae. The record is from RefSeq and is a predicted model, not a curated record. The transcript has 7 exons.